AUGUCGACCUCUGCUCGCCGCCGUCUCAUGCGUGACUUUAAGCGUAUGCAAACCGAUCCCCCAGCCGGCGUUUCAGCAUCUCCAGUAGCGGACAAUGUUAUGACUUGGAAUGCCGUGAUCAUUGGACCCGCCGAUACUCCCUUUGAGGACGGAACAUUCCGUCUGGUCAUGCAUUUCGAGGAACAGUACCCAAACAAGCCGCCAGGCGUCAAGUUCAUCAGUCAGAUGUUUCAUCCCAAUGUGUAUGGCACUGGCGAGCUUUGCCUCGAUAUUCUGCAGAACCGUUGGAGCCCAACUUAUGACGUGGCGGCAAUACUCACUAGUAUUCAGAGUCUGCUCAAUGACCCGAACACCUCGUCGCCAGCCAACGUAGAGGCCUCGAACCUCUACAAGGACAAUCGGAAGGAAUACAUCAAGCGCGUGCGUGAAACGGUCGAGAAGAGCUGGGAGGAUUAA
Molecule: messenger RNA, 456 nt
Organism: Aspergillus affinis
Lineage: Eukaryota; Fungi; Ascomycota; Eurotiomycetes; Eurotiales; Aspergillaceae
Gene: ubc2
Product: E2 ubiquitin-conjugating protein RAD6
Exons: 4
Coding region: 1-456 (151 amino acids)
Biological process (GO): proteasome-mediated ubiquitin-dependent protein catabolic process; DNA repair; protein polyubiquitination
Cellular component (GO): HULC complex
Molecular function (GO): ubiquitin conjugating enzyme activity
Source: RefSeq, a predicted model, not a curated record